This is a messenger RNA of Eriocheir sinensis (Chinese mitten crab), 3964 nucleotides long. RefSeq names its product replication factor C subunit 1-like (gene Gnf1). The transcript is spliced from 19 exons. The record is from RefSeq and is a predicted model, not a curated record. Gene Ontology annotation, biological process: DNA repair; DNA replication. Gene Ontology annotation, molecular function: ATP binding; ATP hydrolysis activity; DNA clamp loader activity. The coding region runs from base 75 to 3383 and encodes 1102 amino acids. NCBI's taxonomy places the organism in Eukaryota, Metazoa, Arthropoda, Malacostraca, Decapoda, Varunidae. Gene Ontology annotation, cellular component: DNA replication factor C complex; nucleus.
UAGAGCCUUGAGGAACCCCACUGGAACCCGCGGAAAGGAGAUAGGAAAGAAGAAAGUGGCGGGAGGCUGCGGCUAUGGACAUCCGUCGGUACUUUACUCCCAUUGGUGGGAGUAAAAAACCAGGAACAUCAUCCCAGUCCUCUAAAGAAACCAAGAGGAAGACUAUUAUAGAUAUCUCUGAUGAUGAGGACGCACCACCAGCUGUGACCAAGAGGCAGCGGCGGAUUGUGGACUCAGACUCAGAUGAUGAGUUGUUCACAAAGACUCAAGAAAAGACCAGACUGAAAGAGAAAGAAACCACCCCGAAGGCCAGUAAAUCCAAGUCUCAGCAGAAGCAAGAGCCUCCCAAACUUAAGCCUGUAACAGAUGUCAACUUUUUUGGUAGAGAACCUGUCCACAUCAAGGAGAAGAUCCCUAAAAAGAAGGAUACUGGCUGCAAUGAGGAUGACUUUGAGAAGACCUUAAAGCAGCUGGAUAAAGAGCAGAGUCGGCCUCGUAAGGAAGUCAAGAGCAGCCCCAAGCACCAUCCUGUUGUGGAGCCCAAACCAAAGCCAAAUGAAAACAGUCCUCCAAACAAGAAUCCCCCUAAGGAUAGCUCCAUCAAAGAAAAACAUUCUAAGGAAACACUGUCUCAUAAGUUAAGUUCAAAAUUGAAAGGUUUUGAGUUCAAGAAAAGAGACCAUGAUGGUUCUGGUGACUCAAGCAAAAAUUGUAAGGAUGAAAGUGAGCUGCAGCACAAGGACAAGAAAGCAAAACUGGAACCAUAUGAUAAAGAGAAACCUCCCAAAGACACAAGAGACAGUUAUGAUGUUAAAAAAGAGACACCACAGAAAGAAGUGAAGACUAAAACUGAACAGGUGAAGAGUGUCAAAGAGGAGAACAGUGAAAAGGAGUCAAAGAAAGCGAGUGGACAUUCCAGUAAAGGAGCGAAAAUAUCCCCAGUGAAGAAAGAGGAGGAAAGUAAAACAGGUAAUCCAACUGCCACACCCAAGAAGGUGACUCCAAAGAAACCUACCAAGGAGGAUUCCCAGCCCGGGGACACCACCCCACAGGAUGAGAAGAAGCAAGCAGCCAGAAAUUCAUACCUGAAGUUCCUCAAAAGGUCUGGGCCAGCAAACCCAGGCAGCAAGUCCAUACCUGAGGGCAAGCCAGACUGCCUCCAAGGACUUGUGUUUGUCUUGAGUGGUGUGUAUGACAGUCUGGACCGUGAGGAAACCACAGAGCUCAUCAAGAAGUACAGUGGGAGGGUCACCUCGUCUUUGAGCCGCAACACCUCAUACCUGGUAGUGGGUGUGGAGGCAGGAGAGGCCAAAUUGAAGAAGGCUGAGCAGCUGGGAACCAAGCAGAUUGAUGAAGAUGGGCUGCUGGAGCUUAUUGCAACACUGCCCGGGAAGGAGAGCAAGGAGGCCACCCCCAAGCAAGCAAGUUCUGGUGCAAGUAAAUUAAAGAAAUUUGCCAAGGAAGAGAAGCUACCAACACCUCCUAAGAGCAGCCCCGGCACACCAGGCAGCCUCAGCAGCAGCCUCAGUUCUGCCACCACACCCAAGACUCUGCCAAGUUCUCAGCUGUCCUUGGGAUCACAGGAGAGUGAAAGUCCCUCAUCGAGCACCUCCUCCCCCAAGACACAACCCAUCUCAUCCCAAGAUCUGAACUGCAGGCCCCUGGAGUGCCUCAUGUGGGUUGACAAGUACAAGCCAGCCAGCACGAAGAACAUCAUUGGGCAGCAGGGUGGCAGCUCAAAUGUUAAGAAGUUGCUCACAUGGCUUCAGAACUGGCAGAAGAACCAGCUGGGAGACAAAAGGCCACCUAUGCCCAGUCCCUGGGCCAAGGACGACUCAGGAGGUUAUUACAAGGCUGCCCUUCUCUCCGGCCCCCCUGGUGUAGGAAAAACCACAACAGCUCACCUGGUGUGCAAAGAGCUGGGCUAUGAUGUUUUGGAGCUGAAUGCCUCGGAUGCACGGUCCAAAAAAUCCUUGGAUCAGCUUGUGUCCGAACUCCUCAGUAACAAGAGCCUGGCAGGGUUUGCAACAGGCAAAGGACAGACUAGCUCCAGGCAUGCACUGGUCAUGGAUGAGGUUGAUGGGAUGUCUGGCAAUGAGGACAGAGGAGGAGUUCAGGAGAUGAUUGCACUCAUUAAAAGGUCUAAGAUUCCCAUCAUUGCCAUGUGUAAUGACAGGAACCAUCCUAAAAUCAGAUCUUUGGCCAACCACUGUUUUGACCUCAGGUUUUACAAGCCCAGGGUUGAACAGAUUAGGGGCCCAAUGAUGAGUGUGUGUUACCGUGAGGGUGUAAAGAUCAAGCCCGAGGCCUUGGACCAGAUCAUCAUUGGCUCCAAUCAAGACAUCCGCCAGGUCCUCCACCACCUCUCCAUGUGGUCAGCCAAUGAGAAGAACCUCCAGACUGAAGAUAUGAAGAGGGAAGCUUCAAAGGCCCAGAAGAACUUUAAAAAAGGCCCCUGGGAUGUGUGCAGAGCUGUCUUCACAGAGUCUGAACACAAGAAUUUCAACAUUCAUGCCAAAUCUGACCUGUUCUUCCAUGACUAUUCCAUUGCUCCUCUCUUUGUUCAAGAAAACUACCCCAAGGUGGUGCCUCACUGUGCAAAAGGUAACCGGCGGACUACCCUCGAGCAGCUGGCCAAGACUGCCGCCUCGCUGAGUGAUGGCGACCUGGUGGAGAGGCUCAUCAGGAGCCACAACGCCUGGUCUCUCUUGCCCACUCAGGCCAUCUUCAGUAGUGUCCUGCCUGGGGAGUACAUGUCUGGCCACCUGGCGGCACAGAUAGAGUUCCCUGCCUGGUUUGGCAAGAACAGUCGCCGCAACAAGUUUGACAGACUCACACAGGAAUUACAAAUGCACAUGAGACUCAGGAUAUCUGGAAGUAAGAGAGAUGUUGGCAUGGACUACUGUGAGACCCUGCGCAAUGCUGUGGUGAGGCCUCUGGUGAGCCACGGAGCGGAGGGUGUCGAUGCCUCAGUGGAGGCCAUGAACUCUUAUGAUCUUCUGCGGGAGGACCUAGAGGCAUUGCUUGAACUGUCCAGCUGGCCGGGCUCCAAGAAUCCCAUGAGCACAGUGGAGAGCAAGGUGAAGGCAGCAUUCACACGCAAAUUCAACAAGGACGGCCACUUGACACCAUUUGCUGCUCCAUCCAUUAAGAAAAAGAAAAAACGAGGUGCGUCAGAUGCCUAUGGUGAUGAAGAAGAGGAGGAGGAGGAGGAUGACGAGGACGAGGAGGACGACCUGUCAACAAGCGGAAUGGUCAAGGUGAAGGGAGGUGGUAAUAAAGGACAAGCAGCAGGCAGAGGAGGAGGUGCAAGAGGAGGAGGAGGGGGUGGAGGUGCAAGAGGAGGAGGGGGUGGAGGAAAGAGGGGUAGGGGCAAAAAGUAAUGUCUCUAAUUUUAUAUGUAUUAACUCUAUGAUCUAAUAAUGAGGUACGUUUGCCCGUCAGACAAAAAGUGUAAAUUGACUUCCUUUGUUCUUUAUAAUAUCUUAAAAUGUAGCUUUCAAGAAUCAUUAUAUUCUGUCUAUUCAGACUACUGGUCAAGGAUACAAUGUGAAGGCAUGUGCUUUGUGCUAGAGGCAGGUAUUUAAAUAUGUGGCUUGAAGUGGUUUGUACCUGAAAAUUUCUAUUAUAUAUAUAUUAUUUUAAACAUACCUUUAGUCCUUGAGAAUGAGUGAAAUACAAAAAUGUUCAUGCUAUUUUUGGUGUGAUUUUAAUAAGCCUGUGAAAGAAGCAGCACAUUGCCUCCCUCCCUCAAACAAGUCAUGGCAUGCCAGCCCUACCUCAUGUGUUCCACGUAGUGGGUGGCGAGUGCGUUCCCAGUACAGGUUAAUCUUCUUGUAUGAAUCUUUCUUGUCCCUUAAGUUCUAUUCAGUUGCCAGUAUUGAAGAAUGGGUCAACUCACUUGUCCAGUGAGUCUGUAAUGAAGGAUUCAUUCUUGAUCAUGAAAAAUAGAUAUUCUACCUCA